AUGGUCGAAAUGGAUACUUCCUGGAUACCCGCUGGUUUGGAAACCAGGCAAUUCUCACUCGACAGUGGACAGUAUACAGUCCUGGCCUUCUUGCUCGCCAUCUGUAUCCCACAGACAUCGCAUGGAACUGCACUUCGCUAUGGACUAUUUCUUCUCCAGAUCACCUGCGCAGUACAGGCCUUCAUUGCUCCGCCGCCUCCAAUACCAGACCGGGCUAUUCUUUACUCCUCAGGGGUACUCAUGGGGAAUAUGUUAGCACGCUACUUUGAUCGACUAUAUACAACCGUCCCGGAGAAGACAUUCCAUCGCGUCGUCAACCAAACUCCUGAGGACGCAGCCACGCUUCCCGGGUCCGAGCGCCUUUUCUGGGCCCUGGAGCUUUUUAGCGUCACUCGCGGGAUCGGCUGGAACUGGCGCGUCGGCGGCAUUCCCAAGUCCCCAGCGCCAAUAACCAAAUUCCAAUUCGUGAGAGCCCAACUAAUUACAUGGAUUGCCAUGUACGCGGGUCUCCAUCUCGUCAAUGUGACUGGCCAUCUUGUUUUAUCAAAUCAAAAUGCCGUGCCCUCGCUCGUCGACAAAUUGCAGAUCUAUGCCUUGAUAGUGGGCGGCUGUGCAAUGACAAUAUAUAGCCAUUUCGGUCUUCUCAUGCUUCCGCUCUCGGCUCUCUGUGUUGGCCUUCAAAUCGGUCCUCGCUCGUGGCGGGAUCCCGCGUCCUGGCCACCGAAUUUCGCUAGUGUGAGCGAAGCAUACAGCAUUCGCCGCUUCUGGGGAUACACCUGGCACCAGCAGCUGCGGCGACAGGCAGGUGCGCCCGGUGAAUAUCUUAUCAGCUUGCUACCGAACAGUGUGAGGACAUCUAAACGGACGAUUGUUCGGCUCGGGAGGCGGUACUUCCUUCUCUUGAUGAGUUUCUUCGUUUCGGGCUUGAUUCAUGCGUGUGGGUCAUACCAAGUGACACGAGCACUUGGUCUCCCCUUAUCAGAUGGUGGAGAAAUAAAAUAUUUUGUGCUUCAGGGAGUGGCAAUUAUAGCUGAGGAUUUCGGUUGUUGGGUGCUUGGUGUUGAUGAUCGGGUAACAAAGCCUGGGGGAUGCGGCUGUGGGUAG
Molecule: messenger RNA, 1104 nt
Organism: Penicillium coprophilum
Lineage: Eukaryota; Fungi; Ascomycota; Eurotiomycetes; Eurotiales; Aspergillaceae
Product: wax synthase family protein
Exons: 1
Coding region: 1-1104 (367 amino acids)
Biological process (GO): lipid metabolic process
Source: RefSeq, a predicted model, not a curated record